AGAAAAGAAAAGGUAGACCCCACCCCCAACCCAACCACGGUUGCAUAUUGCAUCGCAAUGCACGUUUUACCUCCAUGUUCUUUUCGCUCUCCAGUCUCGACCAGUGGAGCUUCCAUAUUUCUCCUCUCCAAAGGCGGAGAUUACUUUUUCAAGGGACGGAGAAGUGAUUAGAUUCUGUGAUCUUCGAGCCAUGAAUUCCAGAAGGGAUUACCGUAAUAAUAAAGUUUCACUUUUUGAUGGCAUUGAGGAGGGUGGCAUUAGAGCCUCUUCUUCUUAUUCCCAUGAAAUUGACGAGCAUGAUAAUGAAAGAGCUAUGGAAGGAUUGCAAGAUAAAGUCAACCUUCUGAAGAGACUUUCGGGUGAUAUAAAUGAGGAGGUGGAGACCCACAACCGCACGCUGGAUCGAAUGGGCAAUGAUAUGGAUUCAUCAAGAGGAGUCUUGUCUGGAACCAUGGAUAAGUUUAAAACGGUGUUUGAGACCAAAUCAAGCAGGAGAAUGUUUACCCUGGUUGCAUCAUUUCUAGUCAUUUUCUUAAUUGUAUACUAUCUCACUAGGUAAACAAUUUAUGAUGUAUUUGAUACAGCUUGCAGCUUUAUGUACCCUUUUACUGUAUUCAAUGUCAUCUGCUUCAUGUAAGGGAUUAUGAUGUGGUUGUAUAAAGAGAAUUUUAUUCUAUAAAACCGCUGUAAAAAUGCAUUAAAAUA
Mangifera indica (mango) is the source of this 705-nucleotide messenger RNA. RefSeq names its product bet1-like SNARE 1-1. Bases 191 to 559 code for a protein of 122 amino acids. The record is from RefSeq and is a predicted model, not a curated record. The transcript has 6 exons. Lineage: Eukaryota; Viridiplantae; Streptophyta; Magnoliopsida; Sapindales; Anacardiaceae.